Molecule: messenger RNA, 1125 nt
Organism: Oncorhynchus gorbuscha (pink salmon)
Lineage: Eukaryota; Metazoa; Chordata; Actinopteri; Salmoniformes; Salmonidae
Exons: 6
Coding region: 196-957 (253 amino acids)
Biological process (GO): positive regulation of B cell receptor signaling pathway; positive regulation of cytokine production; regulation of B cell differentiation
Cellular component (GO): membrane raft
Molecular function (GO): transmembrane signaling receptor activity
Source: RefSeq, a predicted model, not a curated record
GAGGCCAAGACUAACAGAUAUAGACAUACACAUUCUGGGCAAUCUGAACAGGGGAAAGGCUAGGAGCGACACUCAUACACUGUUUGGGAAAUUCGACGAAAUCCUUCCAAUACUGAUACAGGUAUUCCUAUCUCAAGUGACCACAAACAAAUAGAAACAGAGGGGGGAAAACUAAACCUUUGGUGUCUCUUCAAAAUGUGCAUCUGGAUGGUUGAAGUUCUGUGUGUCCUGAUGUGUUUGGGAAAUCAUCAGGCUCAAGAAGCCAACCCAGCCAUCUCCAUGCCGGACAGAAUCAGGGUGGCUCUGGCAGGAGAAACGGUCCUUUACAAACCCAAAGUGACCAUCCCAAUGAAUCAGAGCUCCAGCAACUUAAUCUGCUCUGGGCCUCCAGAACAAAAGAAGAUAAAAGAAUGGAUUAUUCUCUUUUCUCCUGAAACAAAAACAAAAACAUUUCAUUUGGAAAUAACAGCAUAUAACAGUUCAUACUCAGGAGAGUAUAACUGCAAGUAUACAAAUGUGGAGAUCUUCUGGACCCUUCUGGUGAAAGACGAGGGGUACCGGCAGCUUUACUCUGGUUUCAUCCUUUUCAUUGUGUUGGGGGCUCUUACCACAGGCCUCCUCAUCUUCAGUGUGAUCGGCUCCAUAUACGUGUUCAAAAGCCAAUGGAAUGGAAGUACCGGUAGUGGAGUAAGCGGAAGGAAUAGAGGGGAGAAUGAAGAGGAGGAGGAGAACGGUAACACAUCAGUGGAUGCAGCUGCCUCUGCUCCAGUUUACGCUAGUCUAGAGUCUCCGCCAGCAUCUGUCUAUGAGGUCUUGACCCCAGGAGCACCAGCAGCAGCAGUAAACCGUGAAUCUGUCCAGAGGAAAGGAAAAGUAAAGAGAAAGUCAAAGGAAUCGAUGGAGAAUGCAACGCCGCAAGGGGAAGGAAUAUUUGAAUGCGUCUAUGAGAAUUUCUGACCAACUGGCAUCUGCACUGUGUUUGGGAAACUAUAUGCCUAUAUUUUCCUGAUUUUGCAAUCUCUCUUGUUCUUUUACACAGACCUAAAAUCACGUAUGUAUUUUACCCUGCAGCUUCGUGACUUCUGUUGAAAAUAAACUGCUUUGUCUCUGGUUGUUGUCAUCACG